AUGGACACUGAUUACGAAUAUCCCAUCUACGGUUGGACAGCAACGAAUCACCACAAUGAAGCUCUGGAUCUUUUCUAUCAUCGAUGGCAGACGAGACGAGAAGCCCAAGAAAUCUUUCUGGAGCAAGACACUCCUUUCUUGGAAGCAGAAGGUCAUCAACCACAACAAGUCCAAGUAGCUGCCGGUCUUAUCACGCAAGACGACGCCCAGGUGGCAGCGAGUUGGAAUAGUUUGUGGGAUGAGGAGGAAGACAGCGACGAUAUUGAACAAGAAGAGGGCAGUGGCAGUUUUUGUUAUUGCCUUAGUCCAGAAAAAGUGUGCUCGAUGGAAUCCAUUACAUCUACUGGAGGGACAGUUGUGAGCUUCAGUUUUGUCAGUGAAAAUGGAAGGGAAUCCCCAUCCACAGGUGCGCAUAUUAAUGAAGAUUCCCCACAUUUUGGUUAUCAUCUCACUGAUCAAUCUGGUGCAUCAGCUCUAGAUCUGACGAUGCCAUUCCCACCAUAUUCUCACACAAAUCCGGACCCUUCUGGUUCCUCACAUAUCGUCAACACUGACAACCUCACUAAAGGCAAAGACCCUGACCUGUCUGGCCCAGAACGCUCUGGCUUGCCAUCCUACGACCUCGGCCGCCGCGCAGCUGCUCACAGCCAUGAUCAAGAUGACCCUCAGACAGACAGGCCUACUCAUGGUACACGCUGGGAGCCGAUUAGAGUCAUGCUAGGCAACUGGGAGAAAGAGUAUGAUGUUAUCAAGCCCUAUGCCGAUUACACCGACGUGCCUUCUCCCAUCAUCCUGCCAGGAUCUCCACCACAGCCUCCCCUAAAACCAUCUCUUUCUCGAUUCUACAAAGUCCCAACAGUGCGUGAUCCUCUUGAGGACUAUCUCAAAUCUAGGCGUAACAGGAAUGUAAAGGAGCCUUCGCCUCCAGCACCACCACUCCAGUUCCCUGAGCACAUCGCAACUUCCACGAACCAGAACCAGAACCUGCGUCAUUAUCAUCUGCAGCGAAGCAACUCCGAUAUCUCCUUCCUCGACCUUGGGGAUCCUUACCAGCCGUUGGAUGCGAAGAAUCUUGCUGGAGAUUCCAGCGCGCCGCUUUCUCUAUCCAUAUCUAGGGGCGUUAGAGUAUCUGGACAGUCAACAAGAGGACUUCGCGCACGCCGCGGACUGGAAGGCGCAAACACGCUUUCGGUACAGAUUCCUGCAAAAAACGAGACGAAACGAUCUGCCUCGGGUUCUCCCCAGUCAAAGGAGGCAUCGACUACAUCUUCGCUUGGUGCUACGUUCCAGCUCGACGAAGAAAUGAAUAACUCGUGA
Molecule: messenger RNA, 1317 nt
Organism: Talaromyces marneffei
Lineage: Eukaryota; Fungi; Ascomycota; Eurotiomycetes; Eurotiales; Trichocomaceae
Exons: 3
Coding region: 1-1317 (438 amino acids)
Source: RefSeq, a predicted model, not a curated record